Messenger RNA from Arvicola amphibius (Eurasian water vole), 1432 nucleotides. It is a transcript of the gene Prickle4, whose product is annotated as prickle planar cell polarity protein 4. The coding region runs from base 1 to 1422 and encodes 473 amino acids. The record is from RefSeq and is a predicted model, not a curated record. Gene Ontology annotation, molecular function: zinc ion binding. The transcript has 8 exons. Lineage: Eukaryota; Metazoa; Chordata; Mammalia; Rodentia; Cricetidae.
AUGGGCAAGGAUUCUGGAUUUGGGCAUGGUGCAAAAAUGAAAAGGCUGAGGAAUUUCUGGAUGGUGACUGCGGAAGCCUUUGGGCCACUGAGGGGAGAACGAGAUGUGUCUGUGGGUAUUUCAAGAGGUUGGGAGAACCCACGAGCGGUUUCCUCAGUCUGCAGCACCCAGUUCGGGGCCACUGGGGGCGUGGCCCGACGGCGGGUCUCACCAGAACAGCCUGGGCGCUUGCGCUUUGACAGGCUGAGACCCCCACUCCUAAACCAGCAGCUAGACAGGGACCCCAAGCCAACUCGGCAGACUGUUGGUCACCAGUGUCAGCUCAGAAUUGACUGGUCCCUCCAGCAGGACAGUUCUAUGUUCAGGGAGCCAGAUCCACCAGUUAACUCAGGCAGUGGCGCAGGCCAGCAGCCAGUAGAGGGUGAUGAGGACACCUCUGUUCAGGCUCCUCCAGGAUCGAGCUUGGGCCCACCUUGCCUGGAUACCAACCAAGCCUCAAGCUGGCCUGGGUUUCGGACCCUCCUGCAGCAGUUUCCCCCACAGGACAGUGAUGAACGCUACUGUCUGGCCCUAGGGGAGGAGGAACUGACCCAACUGCGGCUCUUCUGUGCCCAGCGGAAGCAGAAAUCCAUGGGACAGGGGGUGGCCCGCUUGUUACCUCCCAAGCUUGAAGGAUACACCUGUGAGAAGUGCAAGAAGCUGCUGAAUCCAGGAGAGUACGGAGUGUUUGCGGCCAGGGCUGGUGAGCGGUGCUGCUGGCACAGACCUUGUUUUACUUGCCAGGCCUGUGGGCAGGCCCUGAUAAACCUCAUCUACUUUUACCAUGAUGGGCAUCUCUACUGUGGCCGCCAUCAUGCAGAGCUGCUGCGACCUCGAUGUCCCGCUUGUGACCAGCUGAUCUUCUCUCAGCGCUGUACCGAGGCCGAAGGACAGCGCUGGCACGAGAACCACUUCUGCUGCCAAGACUGCGCCGGGCCUCUGGGUGCAGGACGUUAUGCCCUGCCCGGGGGCAGCCCCUGCUGUCCCAGCUGCUUCGUGAGCCGCUACCGGAGUGCAGAUUCUAGCUCAGAAGAGGCACUGGAAGGCCUAGCGUCCCUUGGGGAAACAGAACCCGAUUCAAGCGUCGACUGGAACAGUGCCUCCUCGGAUGGCAAGAUCACCUCCCAAGUUACACUUCCCUCUACAGUCGUCAGCUCCACUCUGGAAACCCCGAGUGGGGCGUCCAAAGGGCAGGGCCGAGGGCGCCCAAAGACUCCCGGAAACGCCAAGGAGCACAGCCCCUGCCCCACCUGCUCCUCUUCCUCUGAGUCGGAACCCGAAGGCUUUUUCUUGGGCCAGCGCCUUCCAGGUCCCUGGAAGUCCCCCCAAAACCUCCAGACAGAUGACAGAGACAUCUCCAGGAAGCACUGCACCAUUUGUUAGUGGGGCGGCA